UUAAUUAGAACAAUAUGCUCCAGUGUUGCAAAAGACUAUUUGAGACUCAGGGAAUCCCUUCACUGUUACUGUACAGGUCGAUAAGACUACCACCACUCUUGUCUGCACUUCCUAGAGUGCCAUUAAUCAGUUUUCCUGCAAGAAAAGGACCAGAUGGAAAACCAUUAAUAACCCUGAGUCUGGAUAAUCUAGUCAAAGGAAGUAGUGGUCAUACUCAAGUAAAGUCAUUGAAUUAUGCUGAUCUAUCUGUUGGGUAUGGCCGAGCACCAUUUACUGUAGAAGAGAUGGAUGCUAUUAAUAGUGGUGGUGCUGUUGACUGUUAUACUUAAAGGACAUCAGAAACUUAUAUUGAACACUAUUUUAUCAUCACAGUCUAUGCUAGAAAAAUCAUUAGUAAUAGAUUUAUUCAGGCAAUAGCCUACAUUAUUGAUUUUUGAAGAUUGCAACCAUUUUUGUAGUUUUGAAAUGCUUAUAAUUAUAACUUGGUUAUGUUUUAAUCUCUUAU
Messenger RNA from Amphimedon queenslandica, 505 nucleotides. RefSeq lists its product as uncharacterized. The transcript has 3 exons. The coding region runs from base 15 to 329 and encodes 104 amino acids. The record is from RefSeq and is a predicted model, not a curated record. Lineage: Eukaryota; Metazoa; Porifera; Demospongiae; Haplosclerida; Niphatidae.